Molecule: messenger RNA, 1222 nt
Organism: Fusarium redolens
Lineage: Eukaryota; Fungi; Ascomycota; Sordariomycetes; Hypocreales; Nectriaceae
Exons: 3
Coding region: 1-1062 (353 amino acids)
Source: RefSeq, a predicted model, not a curated record
AUGCCUACGCUCAAACCGCUACCGGAUUGUGAAGGCCCAAAGCUAGAGUGUUUCACCGAUGAUCUCUCAAAGCACGACUUCAAGUUCCUGGAACUUCUCGGCUCUGGCUGUCACUCAGUUGUCCUCAAGGCCGAGAUUGAUGGCAAAUUAUAUGUCAUCAAGUUUUUCUUCCCUGUUUAUGUGCACGAGCCGAACUUCGAAAUGGACCCCAUUGACGAAGGUUAUUUCGUCGGAAGAGAAGAGAAAGAGCGAUUGACCGCCAGUGAAAAGAUACCCCAGCAAGUGGUCGACAGUCUACGUCUUCAUGCGACUUCCUUCAACAACGAGUGUCGCGCCUACGGUCGACUCAAGGAGCUGGGUCGUGAGCAUCUCGCUGUCAAAGUGCAUGGCUACCUACGCCUCUAUUUACCUCAGUUCGACGAGUACCUACGAGCCGCGAUGGGAGACAGUCACCCCCAAGAAGACUGGUUCACACGAGAUAUGAUCGAAAUGGAGGACGAUGAAGUCGACCUGCCCAUCAUGGCUAUCCUCCAUAGAUGCGGUAUCGUUGUACGGGACCUCAAGUCUCAGCAGUAUCACGAGGGCCAGCUGUGCGAUUUGAGCCACGCCUGGACGAUUCCACAUAUUUUUGGCCCCGAGGGCGGGAUGCGACCGCGCUGGGCUUUUGCAAGUAUGGCAGCUUGGGACCUGAAGUGUUUCCAGGAUAUGAUCGAAGAGGCAAACAUGUAUGCGCUCAGGCCUGAGCCACCACUCAAACUGAGUAACUUGGUUGCACGGCGCAACGAUGAGGUCUAUAACAACCUUCGUCCUCGUCCAGGCAUGUAUGGACCUUUCCUCCCUCUGCUCAACUAUGAUGAAGGGGGUAUCUGGGACAUGAAUUACUAUCCUUCAUAUGAUCCGGCACUCUUCAACUGGAAGGCCAUCCCGAAGCGGACGACAAAGAAGUCCAUUGGUCAUAUCCUAAAGAAGUCCACCGGUGGUGUCUCAAAGAAAAGAAAGUCCACUGCCACCGGAGGAGCCCGACAGGUGGGUAAGGGCAAGAACAAGAAGAGGCACCGAUAGACUGCCCCCAUGCCCUUCUCUUGUAACUUCUUGCAUAUGCGUUGGAUAGCGGAAUUGUGUUUUGACAUGUUUUGUUUUGGUGUUGCGAUUCUUAUUCUUGUGAGCCUUGCUUUGGGAGCCGAGGCUCACGCACGCGUUUUGUUUACAUAGAUCAUUAGAC